Pygoscelis adeliae (Adelie penguin) is the source of this 4394-nucleotide messenger RNA. RefSeq names its product 5'-nucleotidase domain containing 3 (gene NT5DC3). Gene Ontology annotation, molecular function: 5'-nucleotidase activity. The record is from RefSeq and is a predicted model, not a curated record. The transcript is spliced from 13 exons. NCBI's taxonomy places the organism in Eukaryota, Metazoa, Chordata, Aves, Sphenisciformes, Spheniscidae. Bases 13 to 1443 code for a protein of 476 amino acids.
GUUCCUUCAAUUAUGAGUAACAUGCUGAAUCCGGAUGCUAUUUUUUCAAACAAUGAAAUGAGCCUGUCAGACAUUGAAAUUUAUGGUUUUGAUUAUGACUACACAUUGGUCUUUUAUUCUAAACAUCUGCACACGCUGAUCUUCAAUGCUGCUCGAGAUCUGCUUAUUAAUGAGCAUCGGUAUCCUGCAGAAAUAAGAAAAUAUGAUUAUGAUCCCAAUUUUGCAAUCAGAGGACUUCAUUAUGAUGUGCACCGGGCAUUAUUAAUGAAGAUCGAUGCUUUUCAUUAUAUUCAGCUGGGAACAGUUUACAGAGGCCUCAGUGUUGUCCCAGAUGAAGAAGUCAUUGCAAUGUAUGAUGGUUCCCAUGUCCCUUUAGAACAAAUGAGUGACUUUUAUGGAAAGAGCUCACAAGGAAAUACAAUGAAGCAAUUCAUGGAUAUAUUUUCCUUGCCAGAAAUGACGCUCCUUUCUUGUGUGAAUGAGUAUUUUCUGAAAAACAACAUAGACUAUGAGCCUGUUCAUCUGUACAAAGAUGUCAAGGAUUCAAUCAGGGAUGUCCACAUCAAAGGAAUAAUGUACAGAGCAAUUGAAGCAGAUAUUGAGAAAUACAUCUGCUAUGCCGAACAAACUCGUGCGGUGUUAGCAAAGUUGGCUGAUCACGGCAAGAAGAUGUUUCUCAUCACAAACAGUCCCAGCAGCUUCGUGGACAAAGGCAUGAAGUUCAUAGUUGGCAAGGACUGGAGGGAUCUCUUUGAUGUGGUCAUUGUACAGGCUGAUAAGCCAAACUUUUUCAACGAUAAGCGAAGACCAUUUCGGAAGGUGAAUGAAAGGGGAGUGUUGCUUUGGGACAAAAUUCACAAGCUGCAGAAAGGUCAGAUUUACAAACAGGGUAACUUGUACGAAUUUCUGAAGCUUACUGGCUGGAGAGGCUCUAAGGUUCUCUACUUUGGUGAUCACAUUUACAGUGACUUGGCAGAUUUGACCCUGAAGCACGGCUGGCGCACUGGUGCAAUUAUUCCAGAGUUACGGUCAGAGAUUAAAAUCAUGAACACAGAGAAGUACAUUCAAACCAUGACCUGGCUGCAAACCUUGACAGGAUUACUGGAACACAUGCAGGUUCACCGUGAUCCUGAUUCACAAAUGAUUUUAGAAGAAUGGAAGAAGGAAAGGAAAGAAAUGAGGGAGAUGAACAGGAAUUUCUUCAACGCACAGUUUGGAAGCUUAUUCAGAACUGAUGAGAAUCCAACUUAUUUCCUAAGACGUCUCUCUAGAUUUGCAGAUAUCUACAUGGCAUCAUUGAGUUGUCUCUUGAACUAUGAGCCUGAUUACACGUUUUAUCCAAGAAGGACUCCUUUGCAGCAUGAACUUCCUGGCUGGUCAGACCAGCUGUGCACUGGUACAUUCAGAAUACCUUUCCUACAGGAGACAGUUCAGGUCAAAUAAGCACUUGGCUUGUUCUCCCUAAAAUGGGCAAAUACAUCUUUUUUUUUUGAAUGUACAUGUAUUUUAUUUAAGUCACUUAAAAUCUGUUAUCUUGAUUUAGAUGUAAUUCAUACUUGUUCUUAUAAGCAUCGUGCCCAUUUUCUUCGCUCCUGCUCGGAGAUGUGAAAACUCCUCUUACACACAGAAGAGAUGAUGGACUGCCAAAAUAGUAGUGGGCUGGGAGGGAGGGCAAGUUUGAGGGGAAGGACUGGUGGUGUUCUGGGGUGGUUGUUUUUGUUUAUUCAUUGGAAAUUUCGAUCUGCAGCCUUGUGGUUUACAAAGAAAUACCUAUACUCUCUGUUCUGGCCCUGAUCAGAACUCCAGCUGGAGCCUGUAAUGGAUCUUGUCACUGAAGAGCUUAAAUCCAGUAUUAGUAAUUCAGUGAUACACAGUUAGUAGCCAGUUUACGGUGAGACUGAGAGGGAUGGUGUACCCGUUCUAAUUUUCCUUGCUGCCGUAGCUAGAGCCUUACCUGUAACUGAACUAACUGCUGCGUAGUGUUGGUGUGGCUCUGCUGCACCGCAGUGAUUACAGCGCAGGCGGGCUCAGGCUGAUGGCGGCUUUUUCUCCUGUCUGUGCAGUUCCUGUUCUUGCAAUGUCUGUGCUUGGCUGUAGGUGAACCUGAGCCUAAAACUGCAAGUGGCGGUAACUUGGGCUGCUUCAGCUUCCUUUUUGUUAAUUUUUAGGCACCUUUCUCUUUAAGUUUCAAAACACUUUAAAUAUCCACUCUCUGAGAAUAGAGCCAUUUCAAGAGGUCGUGCAUUUUGCAUUUCGAAGUGGAGACAGAUCUCCGUUAGGCUUUAGAUUGAUCCUAAAUGCUGCUUUUUAAAAUUUUAACAGUGUCUUACAGUGGUAUGCAAUGUGGUUUUGCUGUUCCCUAGAAGAGAAUGUAUUUCAUAUAGCCUUCAGUAAUGGACUUCUACAGUCAAAAGUAAACGCGCACAAUGGGCAAAUGAGUUGAAAGAAAAAUUAAGAAAUGAGAAAACGAAAACCAGAGUUUUCCGAUGACAUUUUUUUUUAGCUCAAGCUCUCAAAGCUGAAUUGGAGGUGGUGGACAGUUUGCAUCAGUCAAAAUAACUUUGGCGGUGCAGAUCAGAAGUUGUAUUGAAUUACUGAAAUUAUAGGUAAUGCAUGAACACAAACUCUGGAUAGCAUAUAUGUUCCAAAGAUUUGAGCUGAAAAACGUUUAUUUUGCACAAGGAAAACAUCUGUUGAUGUGUUUCCUCAAACAGGCACUUUAUAGAACUGCUAUAUAGUUGUUUUUAAAAAAGGAUGCUUUCCUUUCUUUGAUCCGAAGGAAAUGGUUUUUUUUUUUUUUAACUGGUGCUUCCCACCCCAGCCAUUUUAGAAGGCAUAAUAUGAUUAAUAUUUUUCAAAUUCUAGUUAUUAAAGGCUCUGUUUUUAAAAGCGUAUAAUUAACAAAAUAUAUAGCAUUUGGUAUUCUUCACUUCAUUUGGGGAUAUCACUUGCUUCCUACCAUGAUUGUCAGGUAAACAAACUUUUGGUGACCAAAAGUUUUCUUGUUUGGUUUUUUUUUAACCUGUCUGUAUUAUGUGCAAGUACCUGUAUUGAAUUUCAUAUGCAGUUAUCUUUCAUAUUUUUAAAAGCAUGUUUGCAAAGUAAAGAAUGCAUUCUAAUCUAGCCUGCACAAUUUCAUAAGCAGUUUUCUUGUAUGCUUGAAAUCAGUCUGAAGUCCUCAGAGGCGGUUAUAGAUCUUAUGUUCGUGGUUUUCUUGUGCUCCUGUUACAAACUUGAUGUGCAACGCGCCUGAAGAGAGUGUGUGUGUGUGUGUGUGUGUAUUUAAACAGAUUAAUAUACUUGAAACAAGAAAGUUCAUCUGACAGUCCUGCUGUUUUGCUGGAAGAAAAAGAUAGAGUUUUGCAGGAAGUUAGUUUGGCUUUAUCAGGAGAUUUGGUGGUGGGGCUGUGCGAGAAAUAUUUGGCAUAACUUGAUAAUGAAAUGUGGGGAUGGAAAUAUCCCUGAUUUGCCUUCAGUUCUUUAUCCUAAUGCUCAGCUAAAACCGAACUUGGUGUUACAUGUGUGUAGCACCUCUCACGCUCCAGAGAUUUCAACGCACUGUUUAAACAAACAAACAAACCCAAACCACUGUACAUUCUUCAUCUUACUACCAGCAAAUAAUAGUAUUAUGAAUUCAGUAAUGCAGAACUGAAUAACGGUACUGUUUUGUUGGUUAUAGCUGUCUGAUGUUUCUUCUUUUAAAGCUGGCUAGGAGUCAGUCUGUUUGCCUAAUUUUCCCAUGUUAAGCAGGAACAAUUUAAUUGGGUUGGAUGAUGUUAUCCACAUAAUAUACAUUUUGUUUCAAGAUUAUUUCCUCCUCUCCCCUGUCCUUUCUCUUAACUAACAAAUCAAACUUCUCUACAAAGCUAUGUUACAAAAGCCAGCUGAAGUAAAAUCUUGUUUAUAUUGCAUGACUUCUUGAAAUAAACAACAUUGCAUGGAAAAAAAAAUCAUUAUGUGGAAGGGUUAUGUUCCUUUAAAACAACCCAACAAUAUAUAAUAUGAAAUUAAGUGAGAAUUUUAAAGUGUAUUAUUUAUUUUUCAGUGCUAGAAUGCUCUUAUUUAACUUUUAAAAAUGACUUGCAUUUUUGUAACGAUUUCGGAGAACUUGAGCUCUACACCUCAACGCUCUCUGCAUUACUUAUUUUAACCUUGUUAUGUUACUGACUUCAAAGAGAUUUUUUUUUUGAGCGUGUUUGAAGGGCAGUGUCUCUUUACAUUUGUUUUGGGAGUAUAGCUUAUUUGAACGCCAAAGCGAGAAGAAAUUUUCUUUCUGUUCUAUCAAAAACUCUGAAGGGAAUAGUCUGUCAGUGAAAGAAGAGUUUAAUGAACUGUGGGAACUUUUUUGUGAUAAAAAUAUUUAAUGAUUAUUACAAAAAUAAAUGCUUGGACUU